AUGGCGGGGAAUAAGAAUAAGAAGAGGAGGAGGACGGCGGAGCGACCUACGACCCACCCGAGAAACAAAUACUCCGAUAACCCGCCCGACUUCGCCGAGCUUGCUUCACUCUACCCAUCUUUCAAACCCUUCGUUUUCUUUGGCCGCGAUAACCGACCCAGAAUCGACUGGACCGACUUCAACGCCACCCGAGAACUCACCCGGGCCCUCCUCCUCCACGACCACCGCCUCAACUGGUGGAUUCCGGAUGGUCAGCUAUGCCCUACGGUGCCCAAUAGAUCGAACUACAUUCAUUGGAUUGAGGAUCUUCUGUUGUCUGACAUUGUUGCAAAAAGUAGAGGCAAUGGUGAUAAAGUGAGGGGGUUUGAUAUAGGAACUGGGGCAAAUUGCAUAUAUCCACUUCUUGGCGCAUCACUUCUGGGAUGGAGUUUUGUUGGCACAGAUAUGACUGAUGUAGCGCUGGAGUGGGCAGCAAAGAAUGUUAGAGAUAAUCCACAUAUCUCGGAACUUAUUGAAAUUAGAAAGGUAGAAAGUGUUGAGAAUACCCUUCCAGCAGAAGGAUCAAAUAAUGAGGCAUUGGUUAGUAGCAAAAGCGAAAUAGAUCUGACUGGGGAUAUGGCUGGGGAAAGGAAGGCUGGUCUGACUACAGGGUAUUAUGGGCGACCUAUACUUCUUGGAGUGGUCAGGGAUGGUGAGGAGUUCGACUUCUGCAUGUGUAACCCUCCAUUUUUUGAGACAAUGGAAGAAGCCGGACUUAAUCCAAAAACUUCAUGUGGUGGUACCCCAGCGGAGAUGAUAUGUCCUGGUGGGGAAAAGGCUUUUAUCACUCGCAUUAUAGAGGAUAGCGUCAUCUUGAAGCAUACUUUCCGGUGGUACACAUCAAUGCUAGGGAGGAAAUCAAAUCUCAAAUUACUAACUUCAAAGCUUUGGGAAGUUGGAGCCACCGUAGUAAAGACAACUGAAUUUGUCCAAGGCCAAACAUGUCGAUGGGGAUUGGCCUGGUCCUUUUUGCCUCCUGUUAAGAAGAUGUUAUCAUCUCAUGUGACCGAAAAGAGUAACCUUUCUUUCAUGCUUGAGGGCCUUGAAAGAAAACUAGGUGCCAUACAUGUCUUGCAGUCAGUUGAAGCCUAUUUCUGUGAUGGUGGUGCAUUGUGUAAAUUGAACACAUCCUCAUUUACAGUUGAUGUCACUGCAAACAAAUCAGACGCAGACUUGAAAAGCGAAUCACAAAAUUGUGAUAGAGUUGCAAGUUGUGAUGAUGUGCAAGAGGCAUCUGGAUCAAGCUGUUUGAACUUGCUGUCAAAUAACCUAAGUUUCCGUGUUUCAGUCUUUCAGCAAACCCCUGGCACACUUCUGGUGAAAGGCUCACUGCAGCAGAGACAUGGUCAAGUUUCAGGAGCAUUUUCAACGAUAUUUCAAAGGUUGGAGGAAGUUCUGAAACAGAAGUUCUGUAGAGAGAAGUAGCACGUAGUACAACUUUUCAGCGGCAUACAUAUAGUAGUUUGAAGCUCUCUCGUAUUACGCACAUCUGAGGUGCAUACUAAAGUGGUUAGUUAUCAAACUUAUACCAAGCAGCAAAUAUUCUGUUUGUAUGGCCUGCUUUUUUCCUCAUGGCCUCUGAUUCAGUUCUCCCAUCUGGAGGAAUUUCAGUGUUACAAAACUCAUCAUCAUGUGUGGAGUGAAGUUGGGGGUUAUUAAGUAUUUUCCCGUGUGAUCUCAUUUCCUCUUUCGUUUGUUGUAUGCUAUCCAUUUCUUUGAGUAUAAAUCUUAAUGACAGCGUUCUCACUCGUUUGGGGUUUAUUGACUACAGAUCUUAAUAACCAAGAAUUGGAAAUUGAUAGGAUGAGGAACCAUAGAUGAUGUAACAUGUUAGUUACAGGAUUUUGAUUCGUCAGUAACUUCAUACAUGUAAGACAUGACUUACCAAUGAAGUUUUAAAUCUAUUUCAAACUCUCAAUAUCUCAGUGGUUGAAUUGCUUUUGUAGUUGUAGAGUUAUUCCUAUAAAUUGAACUGCAGCUCUUCCAGUUAUCG
Fragaria vesca subsp. vesca is the source of this 2032-nucleotide messenger RNA. Its product is annotated as methyltransferase-like protein 16-like. The transcript has 8 exons. Gene Ontology annotation, molecular function: 23S rRNA (adenine(1618)-N(6))-methyltransferase activity. The record is from RefSeq and is a predicted model, not a curated record. Gene Ontology annotation, cellular component: nucleus. NCBI's taxonomy places the organism in Eukaryota, Viridiplantae, Streptophyta, Magnoliopsida, Rosales, Rosaceae. Bases 1 to 1464 code for a protein of 487 amino acids. Gene Ontology annotation, biological process: rRNA base methylation.